Molecule: messenger RNA, 1062 nt
Organism: Ictidomys tridecemlineatus (thirteen-lined ground squirrel)
Lineage: Eukaryota; Metazoa; Chordata; Mammalia; Rodentia; Sciuridae
Gene: Spp2
Product: secreted phosphoprotein 2
Biological process (GO): bone remodeling
Cellular component (GO): extracellular region
Source: RefSeq, a predicted model, not a curated record
AGUUCCAGUCGUUCCCGUGGGAGGGAGCAGUCGGGUCACAUUUGACAAAGACAACAGCUCUCAGGAAGGGUUGUCACCCUGGAGCUGCAGAGGGACAGUCUCCCCGCGGCUCUGAAUUAAGACCUUCUGCUCACGAUGGCGCUGGCCAUGAAGGUGCUGGUGAUGCUGGCCCUGGGGAUGGACCUCUGGCCUUGCUCAGGUUUCCCCGUGUACAACUAUGAUCCCUCCUCCCUGCGGGAAGCCCUCAGCGCCGCGGUGGCCAAAGUGAACGCUCAGUCCCUGAGCCCGUACCUGCUCCGCGCCUUCCGAAGCUCCGUGAAAAGAGUCAAUGUUCUGGAUGAGGACAACGUGAUCAUGGAUUUAGAGUUCAGCAUUCGGGAAACUACGUGCUUGAGAGAUUCCGGAGCAGAUCCCUCUGGCUGUGCCUUCCAGAGGGGCCACUACAUGCCCGCGGCUGCCUGCAGGAGCACAGUGCGGAUGUCGGGCCUGCAGGCGCAGGAGGCGUGGGCUCACUGCCGCUGGCCCUCCACGUCCGAGUCUGACAGCAGCGAAGAGAUGAUUUUUGGGGACAUGAUGAGGUCCUAUAGGUGGAGAAACAAUUAUCUACUUGGUCUCAUUCCCGAGGAACCCAGAAAUGAGCAAUAUUAUGAUCCGUCGCUUGACCUGAGAAGGAGUUUCCCUCCUGGCAGUGGAAGGAGCCCACGCUACCAGCACAGACCAAGAGCAAACACUGGCUUCGAGUAACGGCCCUGAGAGGAGACCCGGGCCCUUCUCCACCUACACUCUGAUGCUAGCUUCUCUUGUGGAGGAAAGCAGAGGUGUGAAGAAGCCAGACGGGAGCCCAGCAGAGGACGGCCUCCACCUUCCCCAAGGCUGUGGGGAGCUGCAGACAGGGCCCUGCUGUGUCACACCAGAGUCUCACCGGGACCUAAGUGCCCAGUGUCUAGGGAUCAGAGCCAACAGAGCUAGGUGCUUUUUGAAGAUUUCCAAGUAUUAAAGGGGCAUCAUGGCACAUUUGAAAGGAAUCUCAAGAUGCAAUUAUAGGUGUUGAUUCAGUGUGUA